UUAAUUUUUAUAUUGCCGUUAAUUGGCAUUAUGUACUCAAUUUUUUACCUUAUAUUUUACAAGAUUUACACUUUUUUUUCUAUUUACACCUUUUUUAGUGUAUUUUGAAACAUUUUCCAUAAAAUGGAUGUAUACGGGGAGAUUUUUAUUCUCGAGAAGAUACCACAGGCGGCGCCACGUUUGGACUACUUGAAUAUACGAUGCGGGGCGAGACUCAUUGCUAUACUUGGAAUUUUAUUCGGCGUCACAAUAUCAACAAUGUUACUAAUAAAGGACAGAAAAAACUUGACACCAGCCACGUUGAUAUUAGUCGUGUUCCUGUCAAUAUUUGUUAUCGUCACAAUCAUGUUUGUCUUGGCUUCUGUCCUGCUAUUAAUGGCUGCCUUAGAUGAGAAUCCCGACCUAAUGUCCUAUUACAUUUGGUUGAGUAUUGUGUACCUUUGUAUACAACUAGUGCUUGCUAUCAUAAUACCACUGCUGUUGAUAGUCGAGGGUCGGUAUCCACCAGUUAUUGCACUCAUAUGGAUGGUCAUCGUCAUGAUCGUGGGUCUAGGGUGGACGCAUUUUAUAUCUGUGGUCAGCUCAUACAGAUUGAGUCUUCUAAGUGCAAAUCAAUUUUAAUACACUAUACAUCGAA
This is a messenger RNA of Spodoptera litura, 637 nucleotides long. RefSeq lists its product as uncharacterized. The record is from RefSeq and is a predicted model, not a curated record. NCBI's taxonomy places the organism in Eukaryota, Metazoa, Arthropoda, Insecta, Lepidoptera, Noctuidae.